Cryptomeria japonica (Japanese cedar) is the source of this 681-nucleotide messenger RNA. RefSeq names its product leucine-rich repeat protein 1-like. The transcript is spliced from 5 exons. Gene Ontology annotation, molecular function: protein binding. Bases 1 to 681 code for a protein of 226 amino acids. The record is from RefSeq and is a predicted model, not a curated record. NCBI's taxonomy places the organism in Eukaryota, Viridiplantae, Streptophyta, Pinopsida, Cupressales, Cupressaceae.
AUGGUUGCCACAUCAAUAUCCAAGCUGAUCGUCAUGUACUUUGUGGUUGGAGGAUUUGUUGUGUGCAAUCUUCUUUCCAUUCAAUGCAAUGCCAAUGCAGAAGUAGAUGCACUGAUAGAUGUGAAGAAUCAGUUACAAGACCCACGAAAUGUUUUAUCGAGCUGGGAUCCAAGCCUCGCAGAUCCAUGUACAUGGCUUCAUAUCACCUGUGACAACAACAAUCAUGUAACUAGGGUGGAUUUGGCAUUCAAGGGCCUUUCUGGUCCACUCUCACCACGGAUCGGUGAUCUUCCAAACUUACAAUACCUGCAAUUAUUCCGCAACUCGUUGACUGGAAGUUUGCCACCUAGUUUGGGGAAAUUAAAAAAUCUGAUUGGCCUUAAUCUUUCUGACAACAAGUUUAGUGGAAAAAUACCCACAUCACUUGUCCAGCUCUCCAACCUCCGUUUUCUAUAUCUCUAUAACAACCAACUCAGUGGCCCUGUUCCAACGGGAGGAUCGCUCUCAAGAUUUGGAUAUGAUAGGAGGCUUUCGGGAGCAGAUCGAUAUCGAUACCCAGCUACAGAAGCAGCAGCGGUGGAAGUAGUUUAUCCAGUUCCAGGGCCAGUUAUAGAGGCAGCGCCGAGAGAAUACCUUCCAUUUCUAGAGCCAUCAGUCGCUAGGGUUGCCACGGUGAAUUAG